Lycium barbarum (goji berry) is the source of this 1090-nucleotide messenger RNA. RefSeq names its product NADH dehydrogenase [ubiquinone] flavoprotein 2, mitochondrial. Lineage: Eukaryota; Viridiplantae; Streptophyta; Magnoliopsida; Solanales; Solanaceae. The transcript has 10 exons. The record is from RefSeq and is a predicted model, not a curated record. Bases 117 to 884 code for a protein of 255 amino acids. Gene Ontology annotation, biological process: mitochondrial electron transport, NADH to ubiquinone. Gene Ontology annotation, molecular function: NADH dehydrogenase activity.
GACACGCGAACUUGGAUUGUCUCGUGUGUGUGGCACGACCUGAGACUUGCGAUUUCUCCAUUUCCUCUCCCCAAAACAAAAUCUCCAUUUUCUCCGACCACCGGAGACACCAAAAAAUGUUCAGUCGCCUAGCUGCCCAACGCCUUAACGAGAUCCGUACGGCCUUUAGCCGGACUACUCAGGCAUCGCGAUCUUUUUCUACUGCACUCAACUAUCACAUUGAUACACCGGACAACAAUCCGGACCUUGCUUGGGAGUUUAACGAUAAAAACAAGCAAAAGGUGAAGGAGAUACUGUCUUUCUAUCCAUCCAACUAUAAGCAAUCUGCAGUGAUUCCUUUGUUGGAUCUUGCACAGCAACAACAUGGGGGGUGGCUACCUGUUUCGGCAAUGAAUGCAGUGGCUAAGGUUAUUGAAGUCGCCCCAAUUCGUGUAUAUGAGGUUGCAACUUUCUACACGAUGUUCAACAGGACAAAAGUUGGCAAAUACCACCUUCUGGUUUGUGGCACAACACCUUGUAUGGUCCGUGGUUCAAGAGGUAUCGAAGAAGCUAUACUGAAUCACCUGGGAGUAAAGCGCAAUGAAGUAACCAAGGAUGGCUUAUUUUCUGUUGGUGAGAUGGAAUGCAUGGGGUGCUGUGUAAAUGCUCCAAUGAUGACGGUGGCUGACUAUUCCAAUGGAUCUGAAGGAUAUGCUUACAAUUAUUAUGAGGAUCUCACUCCAAAGAGAGCUGUAGAGAUUGUUGAGGCGUUCAAGAAAGGUGAAAAACCACCGCGCGGCACUCAGAACCCAGGUCGUAUCAAUUGUGGACCGGAAGGAGGAAAUACUACAUUAUUAGGUGAGCCUAAGGCUCCUCCUUGCCGGGAUCUAGAUGCUGUGGAGUAAAUUUGUUCUUGUUGUUCAGUUCUUAAUAAUGCAAAACAAUGGAUGGGGAGAGGCAUCCCAUGUCAUAUGCAGUAAAUUACCUACUGCAUUGAAGUUUAAAAAUUGUUUCGUCUGUGAGUAUGAUUACAGGUGGAAUUAUUCUUGUUUUUUAAUCCAUUAACUUGUACCAGAUCUAGUGAAAGUGCUUGUUUUGGGUCAGGAUGUCA